Molecule: messenger RNA, 1038 nt
Organism: Astrephomene gubernaculifera
Lineage: Eukaryota; Viridiplantae; Chlorophyta; Chlorophyceae; Chlamydomonadales; Astrephomenaceae
Source: the annotation of a GenBank genome assembly
UGGGAGUGCCUGGGGCCCUGCCAGCGUUGACAGAGCUGCAGGUUCGCAACAACCCGGUGUUACGGCAGCUGCCGCCCAACCCGUUCACCGCAUGCCCGGGGCUUGUACGCCUGGAGUUGGCAGGUGCACCCGCUGCCGGCGCUCUGCCUCCGGGCUGCUUCACCGGUCUCCCAGCGCUUGAGACCCUAGACCUGAGCCAGACGGGUCUGCCCGCCUUCCCCGUCGAGCUGCUGCAGCUGCCGCGGCUGCGGGUGCUGCUGCUGGCGUCCAACCGGCUGGAGCAGCUGCCACCCGAGGUGGCCAACAUGACAAGGCUUGAGGAGCUCCACCUGUGCAACAACAGCCUGGCCUCGCUGCCCCCGCAGCUGGGCCUGCUGGGCUCCUCGCUGCGCUCGCUGGGGCUGGAGGGCAACCCGCUGCGCACGCUGCGGCGACCCAUCCUGGAGCGAGGCACGGCGGCGGUGCUGGCUUACCUCAAGGACCGCAUACCGGCGACGACGUAGGGCAGGGAGAGAAGAGGAGGGGGAUAUGACGGCGACGGUGGUGCUGCUGGUGGUGGGAUUUGCUGGAGCAAGACGUGUGGCGAGGGUUUGCUUUGUGUGGGGCGUGAGAUAGGCAUGUACGGGUGAGUGCAUUGCGAGGUUAUGCAAUGCAGGAUUGGGUUUGGGUGGCGGGUUAGACGAUGAAGGGUCGUAACUAGAGGGCUUUGGAACAUGCGGCUGGUGCAACGUAUGGGAAUUCGACAACCAUUCCCGGCCGGCACUCGGCGGGCGGGGCAUUACUUUUCUUCGCGUGAAGCCAAGUGUUGCCCACCCCCGGUAACCGCCCUAAAUUGCCAGGACUAGUACGAGCAGCAGUGUGGCACGCAGCGCCCGUGUGAGGACGAGGCUACUGCGCUUCUGUCCCUUCCCUUACGGCUAGGGUGUAUGCGACCGCAGGCUAGGGCUGUGUGUCCCAAUGCGGCACCCUACCGUGUAUGUACGGUGUUGCUGUAUCUAUUUAAGAUCGAUAUGCGGAAGCGAGCGGAAGUAAACUAUC